This is a messenger RNA of Lagenorhynchus albirostris (white-beaked dolphin), 1394 nucleotides long. RefSeq names its product gap junction protein beta 1 (gene GJB1). Gene Ontology annotation, biological process: cell communication. NCBI's taxonomy places the organism in Eukaryota, Metazoa, Chordata, Mammalia, Artiodactyla, Delphinidae. The transcript is spliced from 2 exons. Gene Ontology annotation, cellular component: connexin complex. The record is from RefSeq and is a predicted model, not a curated record. The coding region runs from base 151 to 1005 and encodes 284 amino acids.
GGGGAUGAAGUACCCUACGUUUUCGGUGUCCCUAUGGUAGGCCCCACUGACCUUUUCCCCUGCAACUUCUCCAAGAAUGACGUUAUGCUCAGUGCUGUCGUCAUGACCUACUGGACCAACUUUGCCAAGACCGGGUGUGAAUGAGGCAGGAUGAAUUGGACGGGUUUGUACACCUUGCUCAGUGGUGUGAACCGGCAUUCUACUGCCAUUGGCCGAGUGUGGCUCUCGGUCAUCUUUAUCUUCAGAAUCAUGGUGCUGGUGGUGGCUGCCGAGAGCGUGUGGGGUGACGAGAAGUCUUCCUUCAUCUGUAACACCCUCCAGCCUGGCUGCAACAGCGUCUGCUACGACCACUUUUUCCCCAUUUCCCAUGUGCGUCUGUGGUCUCUGCAGCUCAUCUUGGUUUCCACCCCAGCUCUCCUCGUGGCCAUGCACGUGGCUCACCAGCAGCACAUAGAAAAGAAAAUGCUGCGACUUGAGGGCCACGGGGACCCCCUACACCUGGAGGAGGUGAAGAGGCACAAGGUCCACAUCUCAGGGACACUGUGGUGGACCUAUGUCAUCAGCGUGGUCUUCCGGCUGCUGUUCGAGGCCGCCUUCAUGUACGUCUUUUAUCUGCUCUACCCUGGCUAUGCCAUGGUGCGGCUGGUCAAAUGUGAGGCCUACCCCUGCCCCAACACAGUGGACUGCUUCGUGUCCCGCCCCACGGAGAAAACCGUCUUCACCGUCUUCAUGCUGGCCGCCUCCGGCAUCUGUAUCAUCCUCAACGUGGCUGAGGUGGUGUACCUCAUCUUCCGGGCCUGCGCCCGCCGAGCCCAGCGCCACUCCAAUCCACCCUCCCGCAAGGGCUCCGGGGGCUUCGGCCACCGCCUCUCACCUGAGUACAAGCAGAACGAGAUCAACAAGCUGCUCAGCGAGCAGGACGGCUCCCUGAAAGACAUACUGCGCCGCAGCCCCGGCACCGGGGCCGGGCUGGCCGAGAAGAGCGACCGCUGCUCAGCCUGCUGAUGCCACAGACCAGGCAACCUCCCAUCCCGUCCCCCACCCUGCACCGGCCUGCCCCUCCUUCUCCCCUGCCGGUGCACAGGCCUCGGACUGCUAGGGAUUGCUCCAUCAAAACCUUCCUUCCCUCCCAACUUCCCUUCCUCCCAGGGCCUUCUGCCUCAGGGGCUGAAGGGGUGGGGAGCUGGAGGCCACCCACGCCAACACUCAAGGCUACUGGGCGUGUGGGCCGCGCUCGUUGCCCGCACCCCUUCCACUUCACUCUCUCUCUCCCUGGGACCACUGGGGACCAGAGGUAGGAUGCUCUGACAACAUCUCCAAUUAUGAAACUAAUCUUAACCCCGUGCUGUCAGAUACCCUAUUUCUGGAGUCACAUCAGUAGGGAGGGAUGUGGG